Molecule: messenger RNA, 4227 nt
Organism: Oryza brachyantha (malo sina)
Lineage: Eukaryota; Viridiplantae; Streptophyta; Magnoliopsida; Poales; Poaceae
Product: filament-like plant protein 4
Exons: 6
Coding region: 555-3692 (1045 amino acids)
Source: RefSeq, a predicted model, not a curated record
CUUUCCACCUCACCUGCUUUUCUCCCUCUACCCCUUUCUCUCUCUCUUCUUGAGCUGAUCUUGAUCCAUUGCUGGAUGCUCAUGCACAGGAAGCUUGCUCAAGGUUGGAGUGAGGGCAGAUGGGGGAAGUUGCAGUGCAUUGCCAAUUGCCAAAGCUGCACCAAGAUUGGUUGAUUGAUUCUUGCCAUUAGGAAAGGCAGAUUAGAGAGAGAGAAAGAAGAGGAAGAAAGGGUGGGAGACAGGUGGACAAAAAGGGUAAAGAGUGAGGAGGAGUAAAGGUGGUGGAUAGAGAGAGAGAGAGAAGAGAGUGAGGGAAUCCAGCCCAGUCUUGAUCGAUCGAUCGAUCCGUGUGCGUUGCGUCGUCCCAGAUUGGGAGCAGGAGUGUGCACGAAGCAAAGCGGCAGGGAGGGGGAGGCCGCCGCGCCACCGACACCGAGAUUUUUCCUACACCGCCGGUCGGAUCCCGGCCGCCGCUUCGGUUGCCGCGCCCGCCGGAGGUGGUGGUGGUGGUUCUUUCAAGCUCGCUCGGUUGCUGCUCCCAGAUAUAGUGGGGGAUGGAUCGAAGAAGCUGGCCUUGGAAAAAGAAGUCUUCUGACAAAUCAUCAAGUGGAGAUUUGCUGAAGAAUUCCAAUCAAGCAGAGCAGGACGAGCAAGUACCAAAAUUUGUGCAGAUUUCACCAGAAAGAUAUGCAAGUUUUACUGAAUUAGAAGAGCAAGUGAAGAUUUUAUCUGACAAGGUGAAUGUGUUGAAUGAACAACUAUCUGCAGCACAAUCUGAUAUCACUAACAAAGACGGCCUAGUAAAGCAGCAUGUUAGAGUGGCAGAAGAGGCUGUAUCAGGUUGGGAGAAAGCUGAAGCAGAGGCCUUGGCUUUGAAAGUUCAACUAGAAACUGUUACAUUAUCUAAGCUAGCCGCUGAGGAAAGAGCUUCUCAUCUGGAUGGUGCUCUGAAGGAAUGUAUGAAACAAGUGAGGACAGUAAAGGAGGAAAGUGAGCAAAAGCUGCAAGAUGUUGUCUUUGGAAAGACCAAGCAGUGGGAGAUGAUGAAGGCUGAACUAGAAGCAAAAUUAGCUUCUUUCGAACAGGAGCUAAUUCGAGCAGGUGAUGAGAAUGAUGUGCUCUCAAGAUCUCUUCAAGAACGGGAAAACUUACUGAUGAAAGUUGGUAAGGAAAAAGCACAGGCAGAAGCUCAGAUGGAAUUGUUGAAGAGCACUAUUCAAUCAGGCGAAAAAGAGAUAAGUUCAUUGAAGUAUGAAGUACAUGUUGUUUCCAAAGAACUUGAGAUUCGCAAUGAAGAAAAGAACAUGAGUGUGCGUUCAGCUGAUGUAGCAACUAAGCAGCAUCUAGAGGAUGUCAAGAAAAUAUUAAAACUGGAAGCGGAAUGCCAAAGGUUACGUGCACUUGUUCGGAAAAAGUUACCCGGACCAGCUGCACUAGCUCAAAUGAAGCUCGAAGUGGAUAGCUGGGGCAGAGAUCACGCUGAUAACAAAAUGCGACGCUCCCCUUCAAGGAGUUCGAACUUCCAUCAUCCUAUGUCACCAUCUCCUGAUAAUUCUCUCGGGAACUUGCAACACAUGCAGAAAGAGAAUGAAUUUCUGACUGCACGUUUAUUAUCGAUGGAGGAAGAAACCAAGAUGCUAAAAGAUGCGCUGUCAAAGCGUAAUAAUGAGUUGCAGGCAUCAAGAAAUACAUGUGCUAAGACAGCAGGCAAGCUCAACAGCAUGGAAGUUCAGAUGGUGAGUGCUAGGCAGUAUAAGAGUCCAACAAAUUCAAACCUUGAUGUUCAUCAUGAUGGUGCACUGAGCCUGAAUGGAAGCAACCCACCAAGUCUGACUUCCAUGUCUGAAGAUGGUGUUGAUGAUGCAGCAAGUUGUGCCGAGUCUUGGGCCAAUGCGUUGAUAUCUGAGCUCUCACACAUCAAGAAAGAUAAAGGAAGUAAGGGUGGUUUAACAGAAAAUUCCAAUCAGAUGGUACUCAUGGACGACUUUCUAGAGAUGGAGAGGUUGGCGUGCUUAUCUCCUGAAGGGAAAGGAUGUGGAAGAUUUAUUGACAAGAAGAAGGCUGCUAAAGUUGACACCACUCUCACUAUUGUCAAUAAACGGGAAAGUGAUAGAGAUUCAUGGCCAUCCUUGCAGUUCCCAGAUACGCCAUCCAGCAGUGAACAUCAACCUGAGAACUCCUCGCUUUCAAAAUUGCAAUCAAGAAUUUCCUCUCUCUUGGGUUCUCAAUCACCACAGAAUAAUGUUGGGAAGUUACUAGAUGGUAUCAGAAAUAUCCUAAGAGAUAUUGAGGAAGAAGCAGAAUCAAUGAAUGCAAAAAAGAAUCAAGCUGAAGACAUGAACGAAGUUGCUGAUAAUGGAUCAUUGACAAACCAAUCUAGGAAACGAGGGGUUAUGGAUCAUGUCCUAAGACAGGCAAUUUUGGAUAUUCGUGAUUUUUUCCAGUCAUUCAAAAGGCAACUAUCUGAGUUCCAAGGUAAAGGUCCCUACCGCAGAAUCUGUGAGAAAAUAGAGCAGUUCUCCACUCUAGCUGAUAAAGUUAUGUUUAAUGAAACUUGUCUCGCUGAGAUGGUGAUAGCAUUAGCGGAAAUCUUGUCUGAAAGUUCUGCGAUCAAACUCACAAUGCUGAGAGACAGCGUCAAUGAGGCAGAGAGCAAUAAUCUGGACUGUGUUGAUAAAGUGACCUUAUUGGAAAACAAAGUGCAUCGUCAGCCAACUAAAGAUAGUCUAGCUGAUGUUUGUUCACUUAUGCCUCACUCAUCUUAUGAUCCUGACUUUGAGGGUUCUAGUUAUGCAUUUGAUGUUAAAACUACAGUGCGGAUAUGCUCACCAGAGGAAUAUGAACAACUGAAAUCGGACAAGAGGAAGUUGGAGAUGGAAUUAGCAAAGUGCAACGAAGCUAUUCAAUGUACAAAGCUUGAGUUUAGUGAGAUGGAGAAAAGCAUGGAAGAGCUUACAUCAAAGCUGUCUGCCUGCGAGAAAUCAAAUAGCUUGACUGAGACACAGUUGAAAUGUAUGGCUGAAUCAUACAAAUCACUUGAGUCACAUAAGUUGAAAUUAGAAAGUGAAAUAGAAGUGCUGCAUAAACAGAUAGAUACGUUGAGAACUGAACUUGCUGAAGAAAGAGAGAACCAUCAGGAGGAUUUGUCAAAGUACAGAGAUCUGAAGGAGAAGAUCGAAAGGUAUGAGAAUGAGAAGAAUACUGGAUGUCCAGAUGAGGAUGCAGGUGUCAAAACGAAGCAGGAGAAAGAGAUAGCAGCAGCAGCAGAGAAGCUCGCAGAAUGCCAGGAGACAAUAUUGCUUCUUGGCCGCCAGCUGCAAACUCUUCGCCCGCCGCCAACAGAACCACUAGGUUCUGUGGUAAACAAACAACCUGUGGGGGUUUUUCCCGAAGAUCAAGCUAGAUCAACCCAAGGCUUGCAUUUUAAGAAGCUUUCAGGUCAAUUUGAUACAGAUCACGCAUUAUUCUCAAGUGCACCGGGAACAGGAAAUGUCUCUCCUCUAAAUGGAUACAGAACACACAAAAGCCCCUCCAAUCUUGAUGGAAACCCUUACAUUAACUCCCCGAACAGUUCGAAGCGUCCGAAGCACAGAUCAAGAUCUUCUUCUUCUUCCUCAUUUACUAACCAGUUCACAGAGAAACAGGGCCGAGGUUUCAGUCGGUUAUUCUCAAAGAGCAAGAGCGAAUACUGACCUGACUUUGAGCUUGUUUUGCUUGUCAUGGCAAGCAUUGCAGGUGCAUAUUUUUGCCAACAAAACCUACACCUGUUUGUGUAUUAUCAUAUAUUUAUGUAGAUGAUGCCUGCAUUCACCAGAUUCUAGUAUUUGGUUGAGGUUUAUUAGCUAUAUCCAGAUUCAGUGUGCUUGUCAGCCGUCAGUGCCUUUCCUGGUCAUUUUUGGGUUGCUGUUUGCCUAUACCUCACUUCAUGGAACCUCAUUGUACAUCUCCCUACCCUGAUGAAGAUUGAGAAGGUAAUGUUGUUAGUCUGGAGAUUUCUCUUGCAUGCCAAGGACGACUUAACCUAUAACUUUAUGUAUUCAGUAUUCUGGUUAGUUUUCUGUACAGGUAACAUGAAAAAGGGUUUGGAAUUUGUUGCCAAGUUAUUGGUUGUAAAGGCUUGAAUACUAUGUGUGCUAACAUUGGAAUGGAAUGUGUUUGCUCCCCCAAACAAUAUCAGUAUGCUAAUCAUUUAUGCUGCAACCGAGCUCAAUUUUGUAUAUUUUUCCC